GUUUGUCUUCAUUCUGCUCGGUCCCCAAGCCAAAGUGAAAGCCUACCGUGAGGUUGGCAGGGCCAUGGCCACGCUGCUGACAGACGAGCUCUUCCAAAGGGUUGCCCGGCGGGCUGAGCACCGAGAGGACCUCAUUGCAGGGAUGGAGGCGUUCCUGGAUGAGCUGACUGUUCUUCCUCCUGGGAAGUGGGACCCCAAUGCCCAAAUUCCUCCACCAAGCUGCCUGCCAUCUCCGCACAGGAGGACUGCCGUGCACCUGCCAGAUCAGCACUCCCACGGCAAUGGGGACAUGGCAGCAGCUGGAGACCAAGCCGGCCCGGAGCACACACGUUCCAGGGAGGAGCUGGAGAGGACAGGCAGGCUUUUCGGGGGGCUGCUGCAAGACAUCCGGAGGAAGGCGCUGUGGUACGGCAGUGACUUCUCUGAUGCCCUCCACCCCCAGUGCCUCUCGGCAGUGCUCUACAUCUACCUGGCGACAGUCACCAAUGCCAUCACCUUUGGGGGCAUGCUGGGGGACGCGACUGCCAACAUUCAGGGGGUGUUGGAGAGCUUCCUGGGCACGGCCUUUGCUGGCUCCAUCUUCUGCCUCUUUUCUGGCCAGCCGCUGACCAUCCUGAGCAGCACUGGCCCCGUGCUGGUCUUUGAGCGCCUCCUCUUCUCCUUCAGCCAGGACCACAGCCUAGACUACCUGGAGUUUCGCCUCUGGAUUGGGCUCUGGGUGGCCUUUUUUGGCAUUGUCUUGGUGGCCACAGAGGCCAGCCACCUAGUGAGGUACUUCACCCGCUUCACCGAGGAAGGCUUCUGUGCCCUCAUCAGCUUGAUAUUCAUCUACGACUCCCUGAAGAAGAUGCUGAGUCUGGCAGACACCUUCCCCAUCAACUGGCAGUACCGGCUGGACGACAUCACCUCCUACAGCUGUGUCUGCAACUUGUCCAGUCCCGGUCACAGCUCCGCAGGGAAUGAGACACUGCUCCCCUCGCCUGCCCUGUCCCCACAGCCUCCCGCCGCCCCAGCUGGGCUGAGCAGGACCCAGUGCUUGGGUCAAGGCGGGCACCUCCUGGGGACCAGCUGCCAGUAUGUGCCCGAUGUCACCCUCAUCUCCUUUCUGCUCUUCGGGGGCACCUUCCUCUCCUGCAUUGUGCUCAAGCGCUUCAGGAAUAGCCACUACUUCCCUGCGGGGGUGCGGAAGCUGGUGAGCGACUUCGCCAUCAUCCUGGCCAUCCUCACCUCCUGCGCUGUGGAUGCCUCCCUGGGCCUGGAGACACCCAAGCUCCUCGUCCCCAGCGAGCUGAAGCCCACAAACCCAGCACGGGGCUGGAUCAUCUUCCCCUUUGGAGCCAACCCAUGGUGGGUCUGCCUGGUGUCUGCAGUGCCUGCUGUCCUUGUCACCAUCCUCAUUUUCAUGGACCAGCAGAUCACGGCCGUCAUCCUUAACCGCAGGGAGUACAAGCUGCAGAAGGGAGCAGGCUUUCACCUGGACCUCCUCUGUGUCUCCCUCCUGAUGGUUGUCACCUCCGCCACCGGCCUCCCCUGGUACGUCUCGGCCACCGUCAUCUCCCUGGCACACAUGGAGAGCCUGAGGAAGGAGAGCACAAGCUCGGCCCCCGGCGAGCACCCUGAGUUCCUGGGCAUCAGGGAGCAGAGGCUGACAGGCCUGGCCGUCUUCAUCCUGACGGGGGUCUCCGUCUUCAUGGCACCUGUUCUCAAG
Molecule: messenger RNA, 1708 nt
Organism: Leptosomus discolor (cuckoo roller)
Lineage: Eukaryota; Metazoa; Chordata; Aves; Leptosomiformes; Leptosomidae
Source: RefSeq, a predicted model, not a curated record